Punica granatum (pomegranate) is the source of this 4257-nucleotide messenger RNA. The record is from RefSeq and is a predicted model, not a curated record. NCBI's taxonomy places the organism in Eukaryota, Viridiplantae, Streptophyta, Magnoliopsida, Myrtales, Lythraceae.
CUCUCCCUCUGUGUCUGCGGGCGCUCUCUCUCUCUCUCUUUCCCCAUUCUCCAAUUCCCUUCUCUCUCCUCCCUUUCCCUCUCUCACUUGAAGCAGUCGUCUCUCUCUCUCUCCCUCUCUCUCUCUCUAUGCUUAUCUACGGACUCGCGUAAAGCAAUCAAUCGGGAAGGCGGCGGCAAUAAGCGAUGUUCGGAGGCUCGUCCAAGGUCGGCCGCGGCGGUGGCCGAGGCGGGGCCGGCGGGGGCUCGAAGCGAUUCCCGGCUCCUCCGCUGCAGCCUACGCGCCCCGCCCUCCCAUCCGCCGGACGCCUCUCCCUCUCGGGGGGCCCUCGGAACCGUAACACUGGGCCUGCCGCAGCGGCUCCUCCGUCCGUGGAGGAGACCUUCAGCCUCGUGUCGGGCAACAACCCCCUCGCGUUCGCAAUGAUUAUAAGGCUGACGCCUGACUUGGUGGAAGAAAUCAGGCGGGUGGAGGCUCAGGGCGAGACCGCGAAGAUCAAAUUCGAUGCAAAUCCGAAGAACCCGAGUGGCAAUCUUAUCAAUGUUGGGGAUAAGGAGUUCCGCUUUACAUGGUCAAAGGAGUUCGGUGACCUUUGUGACAUAUAUGAGGAAAAGAAAAGUGGUGAGCAUGGCAAUGGUUUGCUUGUUGAAUCUGGAUGUGCGUGGCGCAAGCUGAAUGUGCAGCGUAUCUUGGAUGAGUCAACCACAACCCAUGUCAAGAUGCUAUCAGAGGAGGCUGUGCGCAAGACUAAAGCACGGAAGGCUAUUGUCUUGGACCAUGGGAAUCCUGUUAUGAAGAGUCAAAUAAAGCAACUAGCUGCUGUUGAGGCCACUUCCAAUUGGAGAAUGGGGUUUAAAAGGAAAGAACCUCCUCCCAAAAAGCGCAAAGUGGAUCCACCACAUGUUUCUUCUGGAAGUCUUAAACCUGCAUUUAAGCCAGGAUUAUCCUCAAAUCCAAAAAUUGCUGGGAAAGGUAUACGUGCAAUCUCACCUAUAGCUUCUUCCCCUGACCAAUUCCGAGCAUCAGCAUCCCCGUCUGCGGCUGUAAAUAUCUCUAAGACUAAUGCCACUACUGAGGAUGCUGGGCCUAGUGGUCAGUUGAGCAAAGAGGAUACUACCACUGCGGAGAGAGAGAUCCCAACCAAGCCUAGUGUUAUGGCAUCUGAUAGGUCAGGACACAAAGUAGACAUUGGUUCCAAGCCUAUGGAUUUGCAGAGCAUGCUGAUUAGUCUACUCAAGGACAAUCCAAAAGGGAUGAGCAUAAAGGCCUUGGAAAAAGCAAUUGGAUAUACAAUUCCAAACUCUGGAAAAAAGAUUUUAAGCCGGAUUGCAACUUAUCAAGCUCCAGGAAGAUAUUUGCUAAAACCUGGAGUGGAGUUGGAAGGAUUUAAGGGACCAUCACCAGGAAGUGGAAGCUCUUUUGAAGAUGACAAUAACCAAGUACCAACAUUUGAAGAGAAUUUCGAUCAGACUCCUGGACCAGAACCUACCUUUCCCAAGGAAGUACAACCAAAUAACGGGCUUGCCCAAGUAAAUUCUGCAGUUCAAGGAGAUUUAGACGCAUCAGAGAAUGUUGAUAUUGAACAGCAUUCACCUGACCUUUUUGGGGACAAGAAGGAUUCCAAUAACAGUGAUGGGCGGGCAGACAGCUCCAGUGAUAGUGGAAGUGACAGUGACAGUGGUAGCAGUAGCAGUGAUAGCAGAAGUGACAGUGGAAGCCCAAGCAGAAGCAGAAGCAGAAGUCGGAGCAAAAGCCCCAUUGGAAGUGGAAGUGGAAGCAGCAGUGAUAGUGAUAGUGAUGCUUCUUCCAAUCAGGAGGGAUCUGAUGAAGAUGUGGAUAUCAUGACCAGUGAUGAUGAUAAAGAACUGAAGCAUAAUAUUCAAGACCCAGGACCCGCAUUUCCUGCUUCAACCCCUGAUGGUGGAAUUUUGGAUAUUGAUGGGAUUGAUGAGAAGCAUGAUGGGCUUGAGUCAGAUACUGUGGACAUUGAUGUCGUUGAUGAAGGGGACUAUGGACAUGGGGCAACUGCUGAAGAAACGAAGCAUAUCUCACCCGGUCAAAAUCGCGAGCGGCAGAAUUUCAUUGGGAGUUUGUUUGAUGAGGAGGAAACUGCGUAUGAGGACAACUUCAAGCAGGAACAGUCGGACAGUUCUGAGAGAGCUUCGAGAGGUCAAACUACAAGAGCAUAUAAUUCCAGGCACUCCGAUGUGAAUUCUGAACGGGUGAAAAGAUUGAAGACAGAAAAUUAUUCUCAAUCUGCAGUCCCACAGGGUGGCGAUGGCCAUUAUUCUAUGAGCCCUCGUGAUUUAUCUCCCGGUAGGCAUAAUGAGGAUCUGUGCCAGAGUCCUGCGGGUAGAAUGCCGAACAGAGUUGACAGAGAUGUGAAUACUCGGUUUAGCAUUCAAAAGGGAAGCCAAGCAUUUUCUGAAAAGCCUAGUUUGCAUUCACAACAACUGAGCCGUAGAUCACAUGAUCAAGGCUUUUCAGGAUCAAUGACCAAUGAUAUUUCAGGUAGACCAAAUAGGCAAGCAGAGAGCUGGAGCCAUGGGCGUAUCCCCAUGCAAAAGGAAAGAUUGGUUAUAGAAGCUCAGUCUGAAGGUUAUGGUGCUGCUGAAAGGGGGCCAAGGAGUAACAAAGAAGGCAGUGGUGGCAAACAUUCUGUGCCCUCUGAUUCACCUUAUGAUAAAUCUGGUGAGACAGCAGGAAAUAAUCUGAAGAAUGUUGGACAGGUCUCGAGUAUGCAGAUAGGGUCUUCUCGAAAAGAUAUUAAUGGAGCUGGAGUAGAAAGAUCUGCUCUUGUUAAUGGAAGAGGAGGUGCUAUACUGCAAAGGGAGUUUUCGGGCUUGGAGUUGGGUGAACUACGUCCUGAGGAGGCUCCAUUGAAGAGGCCAUUUGAAAGGAAAGGCUCAUUUAAGCAGUCAGAACACAAAUCCAACAAUUCAGAAAACCGGAGCAUGGACCCGGGCAGACGGAAAACGCCUGGGAAGUUGAACAUCGACUCAGGCAAGCCAUCAACGCCAAAUUUAUCUAGAAAGCGAACAACAGAACGUCGAGAAGAUGACUCAACAGUGCCUGUUCCGCAAGGGAUGCAGUCUCAAUUGCAAUAUCCUACCAAGGGAGAUCAUGGAGAUGGCAGUGCACAGAUAAGUAAAAAGGUGAAUGUUAGUAAAUCUAUGAGGAAUGGGCCACAACAACUUGAUUCUACACAGGGUUUGUUGUCUCAGUCUGUGAAAGAUAGCAAAAAUCAAGCAGGUAAUAUAAACACGUGCAUGUCCAAUGGACAGAAGGAGGCAGGUUCUGCUGAUUAUGGUGGUGGCCUGAAGCAGAGAGAAUCUUCUUCUGAUGAAAAUAGCUGCUCUUAUUCAAAGUAUGACAAGGAUGAGCCCGAUCUAAAGGGGCGGAUAAAGGAUUAUUCACAGUUUGAGGAGUAUGUGCAGGAGUAUCGGGAUAAAUACGAGAGUUAUUGCUCCAUCAACAAGAUUCUGGAGAACUACAGAAACAAGUUCCAGAAGAUGGGGAAAGAACUUGAGUUUGCAAAAGGUCGGGACUUGGAAAGAUAUAAUAAAGCUUUGGCACAGUUGAGGGACUCCUACAGGCGGUGUGGAGUGAAACACAAGAGGCUGAAGAAAAUAUUCGUCGUGCUUCAUCAAGAGCUUAAGCACCUUAAGCAGAUGAUGAACGAAUUUGCACAAACAUAUUCGAAGGACUGAAGUUGUUUGUUCAUCACAUGCGACACACUGAAAGCUUAUUUGGGCCUUAAAUCGGGAAAAAGUUCUGUGGCGCUCAGAGUAUUCGUUCACUGCAGUAAUUAUCAGGAGUGUUUCUUCCUGCUCAUUCCUAUAGAUCCCCAUCCCCUUGGCCCGUGAACAGAAAUUAACCUCCCUCGAGCUGCUGAAUCGCCCAUGCAACAAUUUUUUCAAUGUCGAAGGGGAUGCAAUCAAAGAAGACUGCAGCUGUAAUCAGUUUGCACAUAAACUAAAAAUUUUGUAGUCAGUCACCAUUGUUAUUGUUAUUGUUAUUGUUAUUAUUAUUAUUUUUUUUUUUGUUAUUACUUUUCCUUUAUGGCUUUUUUCCACACUAAUCUUUUCCCCUCUGUGUUGGUGCUGGGACAACCUCGUCCCCUGAUUGGGAGUAUAGAAAUCGAUGUAAUUAAACCUGUUUAGUGGUAGCAGUUGCUGAUGUUCAUAGAAAUAUAAUUAACUCCAUUCUUAUCUCCUUCAUUUCGGGAAAGUUAAUGUAAACUAGUCGGUUCUGUUA